AUGUGUGAUGAAAACAUACCAAGAACAUGCAAGCAGCGCUUUAAAGGAAUAGAAAACUUUUUACGACGAGUUGCUUUUAAUUUAGGAAACACCGCAUCACAAACUGAAGUCAAAAUUAUUUCAUGCAUACCUAUAGAUGUAACUGAUCUUCAGCAAAAGAUUAUUAAUUUAGAAAGAGAACUAAAUGAAACUAAGAAUGCUAGAGUUAACGAUGAACAGAUUGUCCCUAACAAAACUGGGAAAUCAAAGGGUAUCAAUAUAAAUGUAGUGGAGACAUCACUCAGCGCAAGUUUCACUGGCACUAAAUCAAAAGAUCAGUCUUCAUUUUGUAACAAUUGCGCAUUAAAUGAAAAACCAUCAAAUAUAUCUUUCGUACUUUCGGCUCUAUCACUAGAAGCACAUAAGGAAGGCUCUGAACGUUUAGAGACACGAGACAAACGGAAUAAAGAUUCAAAAUCUGGAGAGAAAAGCAAAAGCAUAUUCAGAAGACGCAAAAAGAAAAGUAAUAAAGAAGAAAGUAGACAAAAUACUCAAUUUGUUUACUUCGCUGAAACAUAUCAUCACACACCCUUUGUGGACAUGCAUUCAACCUACAAUCAGAAUAAAAAUGUACAUUUGGAGAGAAGGGAUGUUGUGGGCGACCAUUUAUCAAAUGUUUUGAGAAAACAGUAUGAUCCCAAAUUUGGUAUUGAAGAAUUCUCAGACACUAGCGAUUUUUCUAGACCUAUAUGCAAGGAUAUAACUAAUCCCUUGAGAUACGAUUCGGACAUUUGUUCUUGUUGCCACGGGCGAUUUCAGAACAUUGACAAUUAUAUGGGAAAAGGCUUCAAUUUUAUGGUAGAUUCAGGUCAAUCACAAGACCAUAGAAGUAGUAAUCAGACUUACUAUGAUUCUGAUUUAUAUGAUAUUGUACCAGUUAAAGAAAUAUCUGGUAAUAUAAAGCAAAGCUCAUUUUUCAAAGACGAUACAAAAAAAUAUUUAAACUUCAAUUGUUGGCCAGAGACUAUACGUACAAAACAUCGAGCUAAUCCAGUAACACUUAGCUAUCGUGCCGAAAUACCAGCCAAGCAUCGGUAUUAUAAGCAAACGCCAUUAAAGGCAGGAAACCCCCGCUCCUUUAUGUCUAAAUCAAGGCGACAGAAACCCCUUAACAUAGAUCAUAAAAUAAACGAGGAAAGUUCGAAUACUUGUUCUAUCGAAUGUGGUGUUGUUUACACUAAACCAUUGAUCUCAACAAAAGUUACAACAGAUCUAGGCUCCACAAUGUCACAAGAGAAUAACACGGUGCAAAUAAGAACAGCUGAAAGUCAAACAAAAAGAUGCAAGAGUAUUCAACUUGAGGUAAAUUUAUUAAACGACAACAAUACCGAAAUAAUGUUGGAACAAAUAAAGAAUAUAUUGCAAUCAGUAUUAGCCGAAGUCAAAACGAACACGCACUUGAACAAAGAAGAGAAACCGAAGAAAGAUGCAAUUGUUCAAAAAGGAUCGUCUCAAAACAACAUGCCGGGAUGUUCAACACUUUUGCAUAGUUUAACAUACAAUGGGUCACACAACGCAAAUUCAUAUUAUACGCCCUAUUCCCCACAUAUACCACCGAACCCUUUAUGCUAUGCAAGUAUUCCUUAUCAACCAGUUAAAUGUAUGCAGAACCUUCAAUAUCUAUUACAUCCCUGCCAUAGACACGAAAUGAAUUCUUGCCACUAUGCACAUAAGAGCGUUCACUCCCAUCACAACAAACCAGUUAACAUUGCAAUUAACACGGAAGGUGCUCUACCUUCUUUGAAUACACCAAGUAAAGAAACCAACAACUUAAUAAAAGAUAUUUACAAAUCGAUUGCUCUUAGUAUGGACUAUUCCACAAAAGCUAGUUCUAGGAGUGAAUAUAAUAAUUUAAAAUCUUCUGAGAACAAUUCUUCUGACAAAUUCACUCAUACUCGAUCAACAAUGAGAAGUGAAGCAGACGUUAUAAGAAGUGACAAAGAUGCAGCAAUAUAUUUAUCUUCAGAUACUGCUAGACCCUUGCGAACAAAAUUGCAUUAUGCUGAAACUAGUGCACAAUCCGAAGAUAAAAGCGAGACAAAAGAAACCAACACAAAAGAUAUGAAAAGAAGAUCAAUGGAUACAUCAUACAAAGAAGCUUUCCAACUUUAUAGACUGGACGAUAGAAAUCACAAGCGACUGAAUAAAUAUGCUGAACAAGACCGAACAGAAAUUUCGAGUGACGGCGAAGAAAGCGAUAAAACUGUUGUGCAAAAUACUCAAGAUGAUAAGGUGAAUAAGGAGAAAAAAGGUCUUCUUCAACGAUUUUUUAGAUCAGUUAAACUUUUAAAACGGCGUAAACCGCGACGCAUCGACCUUGAGGAUGAAGAAGAAGAUGUCGGACCAUCUGAGGAAAGUGACAGUGAAGACUAUGAGACCAUGUACAGUGAAAGCGUCAGUCAAUCGCAAUAUCGGGCCGCGACGCCUGUAAAGUCAGCAUAUGCUAAAAAGUCAGCGCCUAUCAAUAUACAAGUUAACGGAAAAAGAAUUAGUAGAUCCCCAUAUAUGGAGCAAGAGGAGAAACGGGAGUGGAACGAAAUGUUUCAAGAAAAGUACUAUCCGGGAAGAUCUGGCCCCAGUCGCUCAGUCCGAAUGCCAAGGCGUAACACCCCGUAUCGUAAGAAUUAUGAAGUACGGAGUGUCAUAGUCGAUGACAGACUAGAUUCGGAAAGCGAAAUACUUGAUCAUGACUAUCAAGAAAACAGCAAACAGAUAAACACAAGAGAAAAGAUGAGUUUCCUAAAAAAGCACAAAUUAGGCUUAAAUUGUAGAUGUGGUGAACGGUUCAAAAAUUUAAUAUUAGAAAAUUAAUUGGCCUGAAAGAAGUGUCCUGUAU
Molecule: messenger RNA, 2875 nt
Organism: Zerene cesonia (dogface butterfly)
Lineage: Eukaryota; Metazoa; Arthropoda; Insecta; Lepidoptera; Pieridae
Exons: 3
Coding region: 1-2850 (949 amino acids)
Source: RefSeq, a predicted model, not a curated record